This is a messenger RNA of Medicago truncatula (barrel medic), 675 nucleotides long. RefSeq names its product thioredoxin H2. The record is from RefSeq and is a predicted model, not a curated record. NCBI's taxonomy places the organism in Eukaryota, Viridiplantae, Streptophyta, Magnoliopsida, Fabales, Fabaceae. The transcript has 3 exons. Gene Ontology annotation, molecular function: protein-disulfide reductase activity. Bases 89 to 472 code for a protein of 127 amino acids.
CACAUAACAUUCACUCAUAACUCAUAACAACAAUUUCUACACAAACUCUAAAAAAAUUUGGUUUUUCACUUGCUUAAGAAUCAACAUUAUGGGAGCCAACUUUUCCAAUUUAGAAUCUGUUGUCGAGAAAUCAUCACAGCCAUCGCUCAUCCUUACCUUCCACUCAACUGCUAAAUGGAAGGCUCACUUUGAGGCUUCCAAAGUAACAAACAAGCUGAUGGUCAUUGAUUUCACGGCUACUUGGUGUGGACCUUGCAAAUACAUGGACCCAAUUAUCAAAGAAUUAGCUGCAAAAUACAAAGAUGUUGAGUUCAUUAAGAUUGACGUGGAUGAGUUAAUGGACGUGGCAAGUGCAUUUCAGGUGCAAGCAAUGCCAACAUUUAUACUAUUGAAGAAAGGAAAAGUAGUUGAAAAAGUGGUGGGAGCAAAAAAGGAGCAAUUACAGAAGCUGAUUGAGAAACGUAGGGUUUGAGUGUGUGCUGAUCCACUUGAAAUAUAUUUUAAUAAAGUCUGGAUAUAACUUCAAGAGAUACCAAGUACGAUGGUAUAGAGAAAAUAAGAGCAAUACCAAGUACUAAUUAAGUUGGUGUUUCAGUUUGUCAUGAGUAUGAUUAUGUUAUAUAAUAUGCAUCAGUUUGUCAUUAGUGUUGACUAAUAUCCAUGCAUGCUCCUUCA